UGCGGCGGUCGGGAUGUAAGGAGCAAUGGCGACGGCCGAGCCGGAGCUGAGCUGGAUGUGACCAAACAGGCGGACUGGAGGCAGUUUGAACGUUUCCUCUGACUUGAGCCUCCUCGUGCCCACAUAUUCUCUUGGUACCAGAAUGGAAGCAGAAGUCACUGUGUCUUCCUCGUCGACCGUCGUUUCGCCCCCGGCUGCUCAGGUUUCGACCAAUCCGUCCAACAACGUGUCUAUGAAGCAGCGGGACGGCAGCAAAAAGCCCCCCUCCACCACCCCCGCCUUCCUCUCCAACCUGGGCCGCGCCACCCUCCGGGGCAUCCGCAAGUGUCCUCAGUGUGGCGUCUACAACGGAACCCGUGGCCUCAGCUGCAAGAACAAAGCUUGCGGCGUGUCGCUGCGAAAUGCCUCAUCGACGGGGCGGGGCGGCAAGAAGUGUGCAGUGGAGGCGGUGAAGGUGAUAAUAGACAGCGAGGAGCGCUGGGGGAAGGAUCCGGAGGCGGGUGGAGGUGAUGGAGGAGGAGGAGGGAUGCUGGGGGGCGCCUCAGCUGGAGCUGCCCAGGUGUUCUCAGUGUGCCACAGAGGAAGGGGAGCCACGGCCACCCAGUGGGGCUUCGUGGAGCUCGUGCCCACCGACACGGCGAUAGCCACCGGGGACGGCGCCACCCUGCUCACACGCAUCAACCUGGGCCGCUGCUUCUUGUCCUCCUGCAGACAGGGUCAGAGGUCAAGCCAGGGCGAGCCCGAGUCCUCCAAGCAGUCCUCCGAGAACCUCUGCGUCCACAUCAAGCAGGCCAUCGAGUGCAGGAGCCGCGCCACCCCGCUGACCUUGAAGAGCUCCGUGCUGGAGGGCCUGCAGGCCUCCAUCCAAGCCAAGGAGGAGCUGUGGAGGCUGGCCACGGAGUCCCCGGGGCCCCUGGUGCAGCGGGUCUCCAAGGACACCCUGGUGGUGAAGUGCCACACGGAGUCGCAGCAUCCUCUGGGCCUGCUGCACCUCACAGUCGGUGCCGGGGGGCUGUCGGCGGAGGGCUCGAAGAGCGUUUUUCACUGCGCCUGCCAGGCCAGCGCCAAGAGACUUAAACCCAGCGUGGAAGGAGGAGGCUCACAUGCUGCUCCUCUUCCCUCUCCUCCUCCUCCUCCUCCUGGCUCCAUCACAUCACAGCUUUGCCUUCAUUUCUACGCCUGCGUGUGUGCCUUCGCAAGUGACGAGAAGCUGACGGCAGAGUUCGCAGCUUUCAUCAGCCACACGUCCAGUGACGUGCAGCAGAACUCCUCCAGUAGAACACUCGUGUCCGGUGAGAAGCCGCCGCAGCAGGUCGAACCGGUCAGCGCUCUUCAGAAAGCGAAGAAGCUUCGUCUGGAAAACUCCGUCUCCGGGAGCGCUCAGGUUGUGGACGAGCGAGCCGUGACCAUGAGCUUCCACCAGUGGCUGGCCGGCGUCACCGAGAGGAUCCACCAGACCAUGCACUACCAGUGUGACGGUAAACCUCAGCCUCUGGUCUUCCACAUCACCCUGGACUUCUUCAACGCGCUGCAGCAGCGUCUUUCGCUCGGAUCGAAGAAGAGGAGACUCCCAAACAUCACAACAGCAUUAGUGAGGAACGACUGUCCCCCUCUGGGCCCGUUCUCUAAAUACACCUGGCACAUCACCAACAUCCUUCAUGUCAAGCGCAUCUUCGACACUCCAGAGUUGGCUCUGGAAAUCACUCAGAGCUUUGUGAAAAACGCAGAUGGAUCGUAUUCGCACUUCCGCUGCCCCGAGCCGCUGCCUGAGCCAGAUUUACCGGAGGGAUUCAAGACCGAGCGACCGCAGGCGAUACGACCGAUGGAGUUCCGCACCUUCCUCAAAGUUGGUCCGAGCUCCGAGCAGAAGGAGGCCUGUCCCUUUGUGAUCGAGUGGAUCCCCGACGUCCUCCCUCGCUGCCACAUGGGCGAGCUCAGGCUCAGCUUCGAGUUCGGCCACCAGCAGAGCGGCCAGCCGGAGAGCUUCGACAAGGCGGGCGCGGCGGAGAAGGGAAGCCGGAACAAGUCCGAGUGCGGCCAGUCCAAACUCUCCAAGGUGGCCGAGAUGCUCCAGGUCGUAAUGUGACGGCGUCCGCCGUCUCACACCAUGUCACCUCCACUUUUACCCUUUUUAUGAAGGUAAUUAUGCAAAACUAUCGGUACUCAACUGCCAUCAGUGUGUUUAGUCAGUAGAGGAUUCAGUAUUUAUUCUCAUAGCAUUAAAAAGACGACAUAUAUUUCUAAAACAAGAAUUUAUUUUUUAAUAAAAAAAAGCUGCUUUUAGCAUGUAAAAUGAAGUCCGACAUAAUGAAAUUAGUAUUUCACUAAAUCCAUUUCUAAUGUGUUUUGCUGAGAUUUAGGAACACGAAACGCGUCAGAUGGAUAAAAUGUCUCUUUACUGGCAAAAAAUAAACAUGUAA
Messenger RNA from Salarias fasciatus (jewelled blenny), 2420 nucleotides. RefSeq names its product chromosome 7 C2orf42 homolog (gene c7h2orf42). Lineage: Eukaryota; Metazoa; Chordata; Actinopteri; Blenniiformes; Blenniidae. The transcript is spliced from 8 exons. The record is from RefSeq and is a predicted model, not a curated record. The coding region runs from base 143 to 2086 and encodes 647 amino acids. Gene Ontology annotation, cellular component: nucleus.